This is a messenger RNA of Orussus abietinus, 3404 nucleotides long. Its product is annotated as lysosomal alpha-glucosidase. Bases 134 to 3136 code for a protein of 1000 amino acids. The transcript has 16 exons. Gene Ontology annotation, biological process: carbohydrate metabolic process. Lineage: Eukaryota; Metazoa; Arthropoda; Insecta; Hymenoptera; Orussidae. Gene Ontology annotation, molecular function: alpha-1,4-glucosidase activity; carbohydrate binding. The record is from RefSeq and is a predicted model, not a curated record.
UAGAGGCUGUAGACUGCGUCUGCUGCGAUCCACCUAACCUAUAACAUUUAAGUACUGUUUCGAGAAUUACGCGUAAUUAUCGUUGUAUCUGUAUCAAAGUGAGCUGUUUGUUCUUGGGAGUUAGAGGCUGAAUAUGAGAACCACAGUAAACAACGUGUAUACGUCAAUACCACAUCUUGAAGAACCACAAUUUAAGUCGGGAUUAAGUACUGAGAUGGAAAAUAAAAUUGGAGUACUUCCAAAAGACUCGAAUUCUUUUCAGAAUUCAGAGAAGAAAAUAUCACGCAAAAUGCGUAUUUUUUUUAAAUGUCUUUUGAGCAUUACCAUAUUUCUAUUACUGAUUUACACUUCUUACGCCCUCAUUACUCGUAGCCAUAGGAUGUAUCGUAUGUUUCAACGCAAGACUGAAGAGGAGCACAGGAGAAACGAAAUGUUGAAUUCAGUGAAUGAUACUGGGACUGAUGUUUUGGAUCAUACGUUACAAAAACAAAAGCCUUAUCUAUCGAUACGGCAUUUUCAAAAAUAUAAAUCAAAACAAUGUUUGAACGUACCCUUAGAAUUGAGAUUUGAUUGCCACCCAGAAAGUGGAGCAUCGCAAUGGUCGUGUGAAAGUCGAAGGUGUUGUUGGAGACCGUUAUCGACAUUUGACAAGGAACAAAACAUUUUAGAUACGCCAUACUGUUAUUAUCCACCCUAUUGGCGUCAAUACAGCUAUCUAAAUUAUAGCCACAUUAAUAACGACUUCUCUGGUUAUAUGAAGCUUUCGGCUAAUUCAUUUUACAAAAAGGAUAUAAACAUAAUAAAGGUUGAAGCAAGCAGUAUUGACAGCUCGACUCUGCGUGUUAAGAUUUAUGAUCCUGAAAAUAAACGGUACGAACCACCAUGGCCCUUAAGAUCUGAUCCAAAACCGUUUACAACAAGGGUACCAGAUGCAAAAUACCGUCUUGAUACAGACAAGUCUAAAUUUGGUUUUAAUGUUACUCGAGCAGCAGAUGGCACUUCCAUAUUCAAUACACUUGAUCCUGGUGGUUUCAUUUUUGCUGAUCAAUUUCUACAGAUAAGUGCUCUAGUGCCUUCGCAUAAUAUAUAUGGACUAGGGGAACACCAAACCCAUUUGAAGUUAAACACUAACUGGCAGUUGUUUACUUUGUUCAAUAGAGAUCAUUACAUAAUGGACCAAGCAAACUUGUACGGUUCCCAUCCAUUUUACCUCAUGAUUGAAAAUAGUGGUAACUGUCAUGGAGUCUUGUUCCUUAAUAGCAAUGCCAUGGAUGUCAUCUUACAACCCACACCGGGUAUAACAUUUAGAACUAUUGGAGGUAUCAUCGACAUAUACUUCUUCAUGGGACCAACGCCGGAGAAUGUCCUCCAGCAAUACUCAGCUAUCGUUGGCAAACCAUUUCUACCACCAUACUGGGGUCUCGGUUUUCAUUUAUGUAGAUAUGGAUACGGAACCUUAGAGAAGACUAAGGAAGUGUGGAAUCGAACUAGGGCAGCGCAAAUUCCAUUUGACGUGCAAUGGAACGAUCUGGACUACAUGGAGAGAAACAACGAUUUUACCUACAACAAGGACACGUUCAAGGAUUUGCCGAAAUUCGUGGAUGAAAUUCACGCUGUGGGAAUGCAUUAUGUACCAUUGAUCGACGCCGGAAUAGGUGCAUCGGAGAAAGAAGGUACAUAUCCACCUUAUGACGAGGCAUAUAAAGAAGGUCUACUCAUCAAGGAUGGUACUUCAAACGAACCGAUUUUCGGGAAGGUUUGGAAUUUAGGUUUAACGGUAUGGCCUGAUUUUACGAAUCCAAAAACGCCGGACUAUUACCUCAAGAUGAUGAGCGACUUGCACGAUAAGUUCGCCUUCGAUGGAAUAUGGAUCGACAUGAACGACCCGUCCAAUUUUUACAACGGCAAAGAAAAUGGAUGUUCCCACAACGACUUGGACUACCCUCCGUACAUUCCUCAUAUUUUGGACAAUUAUCUGGCGACGAAAACCAUAUGCAUGAAUGCUCAACAUUAUUUGGGGCCGCAUUAUAAUCUCCACAACACAUACGGUAUAAGUCAGGCGGUCGCUUCUAAUCGAGCACUUAAGAAAAUCAGAGGAAAGAGGCCUUUCAUUAUUUCUCGAUCGACGUGGGAAGGUCAGGGAUUUUAUAGUGGACAUUGGACGGGAGACGAUACCUCUUUAUGGCAUGACAUGCGAAUGAGCAUCCCGGACAUCUUAUCCUACAGCCUUUUCCAAAUCCCUCUGGUAGGGGCGGACAUUUGUGGAUUUAAUGGCAAUACGACGGAAGCUUUGUGCAACCGUUGGAUGCAGCUUGGUGCAUUCUAUCCAUUCAUGCGUAAUCACAACACGGAUGACGCGAUAGAACAAGAUCCUGUGGCCAUGGGUGAGUUGGUGGUUAACUCCACGAAGAAAGCUUUGUCGAUUCGCUAUCGGCUGUUGCCUUAUCUCUAUACACUUUUUUACCGUGCCCAUCGGUUUGGAGAGACCGUGGCUCGCCCCCUAUUUUUCGAAUUCACCAAUGAUACCACUACGUACGACAUUGAUUCGCAGUUUUUAUGGGGAAGCGGUCUGAUGAUCGUUCCUGUACUUGAUGAGGGCGCACUAGCAGUACGAGCCUAUCUUCCUCGUGGUAUUUGGUACGAUUUCCAUACUAAAAUGUCGCAGCCCUCUAUUGGGGAAUAUUUUACUAUCGGAGCACCUGUUGAUACGAUACCUCUGUUCAUCCGUGGAGGAUCAAUUUUACCAGCUCAAGAACCUGGCCUCACAACCACAGCUAGUAGAAGAAACAAAUUUCAACUGAUAGUAGCUCUUGACGAGUCUGGAAUGGCCAAAGGGGAGUUGUACUGGGACGACGGUGACAGUUUGGACACGGUGGAGUAUGGACUGUAUCAAUGGAUAUUCUUCACGGUCCAGAAUCAGAUGCUCUCCAAUGUGGACAUGAAAAAAGGUUCCUUUGACGAGAUCAUGAUUCUGGAUACAAUAGAGAUCUUCGGGGUGAAGAAUCCCGUAAAAACCGUGCUCCUGAACAACAAUACUGCAGAAUUCGAUUACAACUCCGAUGUAUCGUUCCUGAGGGUAAAAAAUCUCUCGGUGGAUCUCAAGCAAUACUUCGUCAUGUCCUGGCAGGACCAAUAAACGUGCUUUACGAUGAAUGUUUUGUCGCUGGUUAUCAUGCACUUUCAACGAUGGAAUAUCGCAAGUGGUAAGAAAUACCAGUGGCUUCAAUUAAUCACAAAAGACUGGAUUAAAUCGUGAUAUUAUAAACUCUGCCGUGAUAUACACGCCCAAAGUAUGUCGCGUAUUAGACUGGUUAAAUAUUCCUUUCAUUUAUAACGUAUAUAUAUAUAUAUGAUAUCCAAUGCUAUGAAAAUAUUUUUAAUACAUCUAAGCUUGUGGUUACUAU